AUGAGAUUUCGUGUCGUUCUGUUCAUCGCUGGAAUCUGUCCACUGGUCUCUGCUGCAACACUUUCUGGGAACCGAAGGCGUCUCUCCGUUGUCUCAGCUCACGGAGAGAGACGAGGGCUGGGCGACAUCUUCGGAGGCUUUGAACCUGAUACUCCAGAAGGCGACGGGACGUCGGAACAAGUCUCCACAAACAGCAUCGCUACGAAGACAGAUGGCAAUCCGUUCGCUAUGUUCAGCCCAUUCGGAACGACGACAGAUACUUCGACCACAAGGAAGGAUGCAGCAUCAACCACCAGCAUAACUUCCAGCAGCAAAUCUUCCUCUACUACGACACCUCCGCCGUCCACUACCGCUCAGGCGACAUACUCUACGCCAACCCCUACCGCAACCAAUGCUCCCUCUACGCCCUCCUCUUCGUCAAGCACCUCCACAACCUGGAAAGUCAUUGGCGUCGCAGUCAUCGCCGUGGGCGCGGUCGCAGCUAUACUACUUGUGACGAUGUCCUUUGACCACUGGUGGGGCUUUGUGCGUGACGUCGUCUGCCGCAGGCGUCCCCGCGAGGGUGCCGAGGAGUUCGUGCCGGACUGGGAGAAGGCGAGCUGGGACGUACGCUUCCCCGCGGACCGCCAGCGGUACCCGUCGUUUGCGUCGCUGCCCGAUGCACUCGCGCAGCGGAGAGUAAUGUCGGGGGCGGGCCCGGCGGAGGAUUCCGCGGGAAUAGUUCCUGAGGUGUAUGCGCAUGGUGCGUCAAGUCCGCUGGAGAAGAUGGUGUCACCUGGUCCGUUCCGCCGAGUUAGACCCGAUCCGUCCCCGACAGCGACCAGUAACCCUUUCAGCCCGCACCUGAGAUCAACCUCUUGCAACCGUUCCAGCCGGCAUCCGAGACCAACCUCCGGCAACCAUGCCAGCCCGCGCCCACGACCACCGCCUCGUACUUCAAUGGAUAUCACGUCUCCCACGCCUACAGACGCACCCGUCGCUCCGGCGGACGCGUACGACGGGAUCGAAAAGAACGAGCAGUGA
Sparassis crispa is the source of this 1023-nucleotide messenger RNA. RefSeq lists its product as hypothetical. Lineage: Eukaryota; Fungi; Basidiomycota; Agaricomycetes; Polyporales; Sparassidaceae. Bases 1 to 1023 code for a protein of 340 amino acids. The record is from RefSeq and is a predicted model, not a curated record. The transcript has a single exon.